Molecule: messenger RNA, 10337 nt
Organism: Colossoma macropomum (tambaqui)
Lineage: Eukaryota; Metazoa; Chordata; Actinopteri; Characiformes; Serrasalmidae
Gene: cacna2d1a
Product: calcium channel, voltage-dependent, alpha 2/delta subunit 1a
Cellular component (GO): L-type voltage-gated calcium channel complex
Molecular function (GO): voltage-gated calcium channel activity
Source: RefSeq, a predicted model, not a curated record
GCAGAUGGGGGUGGGGGGGCCUGGAAAGCGAUCUGCCCAGUCUGACACACACGCACACACACACACACACAUACGCUCCCAGCGCCACAGACAGGCAGCAGCUCCGUUACCUCCACAGCAUCCACACCUCCUUCUGUCAGCACCAGCUCUGGAGCCCCGCUCACAGGAUCGCCUUCACUGGAGGAGAGAAAACAUUACAAACUGGCUCUGGAGAGACGAGGCGCCCGCGACUGCUUUCCAAACUCCGUGUGAUGGCGGUGGGUGGGCUUGUUUAGGUGGAUUUUGGACUGUUUGGAGGUAAACACGAGAGGAAACUGCUCUAUUAGUCCAAAGCCAUGGACGCGCACAAACUCCCCGCAGCUGCUGCUGCACUCUUAGCGGUACUGCUGGUCUCUGUGUUCAGCUGGGUCUCCUCCGUCCAGUUCCCCGACUCACAGCAGGCUCGGGAAUGGGCGGAUCACAUACAGGAGGACCUCGUGCAGCUGAUUAACGCUGAGAGUGGCAUGGAGCAUCUCGUUAAGACUUUUCAAGAUCUCAAGGAACGUUACAGUGUGGAAGAGAACAACGCUCAGCAGCUGGUGGCCAACGCUGCCCUCAACAUUGAAAAUCUGCUGGCCAACCGCUCCAAGGCUUUAAAGACUCUGGCUAAAAAAGCUGAAGAUUUACAGAUGGAGCACCAGUGGAAAGAUGAUAUAAGUGAGGAGGAUGUCGCUAAAUAUUACAAUGCAAAAGUCGAGCUCAACGCCACAGAAGCAGAAAGACCAAUCAAAUUCAAAAAAGACCCAGUCUUUAAGCGCCUCGUAUCAUACAACUCCACAGCUGUUCAUAUCCCCACUGACAUCUAUGAGGGCUCCACUAUAGUUCUGAAUGAGUUGUCCUGGACGGAAGCACUGGAUGAGACGUUUAAGAAGAAUAAGGAGGAGGACCCCUCACUGCUGUGGCAGGUGUUUGGCAGCGCUACUGGACUGGCCAGAUACUUCCCAGCCUCCCCGUGGAUGGAUACUAGGAAAACUCCCAAUAAAAUCGACCUGUAUGAUGUACGGAGGAGGCCAUGGUACAUUCAAGGUGCAGCCUCACCUAAGGACAUGCUGAUCUUGGUGGAUGCGAGUGGGAGCGUGUCCGGAUUGACGCUAAAGCUAAUCCGCACUUCUGUUAGCGAGAUGCUGGAGACACUCUCUGAUGAUGAUUACGUCAAUGUAGUUUCUUUCAGUGCAGAGGCCCAGCCAGUAGCCUGCUUCAAUAACCUCGUCCAGGCCAACGUUCGCAACAAGAAGAUCCUAAAGAAAGCAGUGCAGAACAUCACAGCCAAUGGUACCACCGACUACAAGAAAGGCUUCAGGAUGGCCUUUGAUCAGCUCUCUUUGUUGAAUGUGUCAAGGGCAAACUGCAAUAAAAUCAUCAUGCUCUUUACGGAUGGAGGAGAAGACAGAGCGUCUGAGAUCUUUGAUGAGUUCAAUCGUGAUCGAAAGGUCCGCAUCUUCACUUUCUCCGUGGGCCAACACAAUUAUGAUAAGGGACCUAUCAAGUGGAUGGCCUGCUCAAAUAAAGGCUAUUACUAUGAGAUUCCAUCUAUUGGAGCCAUCAGGAUCAACACACAGGAGUACCUGGAUGUGUUGGGCAGACCCAUGGUGAAAGCUGAUGAGGAAGCCAAGAAAGUGCAGUGGACGAACGUCUACCAGGAUGCGCUGGAGCUUGGCCUGGUCAUCACAGGAACGCUGCCAGUGUUUAACAAGACUGGCAAGACAAGCGGCAAGGACAAGAGCAAGCCGGGUAGUGAAAAUCAGCUGAUCCUGGGUGUGAUGGCCAUCGAUGUGUCUCUGGACGACAUCAAGAGACUGACUCCACGCUUCACUCUCGGCCCAAAUGGAUAUUACUUUGCCAUCGACCCGAAUGGAUACGUGCUGCUUCAUCCCAAUCUUCUGCCAGAGAACACCAGGUUUGAGGAGCCGGUGACGUUAGACUUCUUGGAUGCGGAGUUGGAGAACGAGAAGAAAGUGGAGAUUAGAAAGAUGAUGAUAGAUAAAGGAAAAGGCAGUGAGACCUUCAGCACACUGGUGAAGUCCCAAGAUGAGCGUUACAUAGACAGAGGCCUGAGAACAUACACUUGGGCUCCAGUCAAUGAAGCUGAUUACAGCCUUGCCUUAGUUCUCCCUGAUUACAGUGUUCAUUACAUCCAGCCCAGGAUAGGAGACACCAUCACCCAGGCCAAAUACUGGAGACCCUUCGAUCAUUCUGAGGACAAUGUCUCUGAAAGCCUACAGGUGGAUAAGUUUGAUGAGUAUGGAUAUACCUUCAUAGCUCCCAGAGAGUACUGCAAGGACCUAAAGCCGCAGAGUAGCAACAACACAGAGUUCCUGAUCGAGUUCAACGAGUACAUUGACAGGAAGACGCCCAACCAUCCGCUGUGCAAUGUGGAUCUGGUAAACCGGUUGUUGCUGGACGCUGGUGUUACAUCUGAAAUGGUGAAACAGUGGCGUACACAGGACUUGAGUGAACGAAUCAGCGCAAGGUUUGUGGCCACAGAUGGAGGCAUUACCAGGGUCUAUCCCAAGAGUGCUGGUCUAGAUUGGAAUGAGGAACCAGAGACAUAUGAGUCCAGUUUCUACAAGAGGAGCCUGGAUAAUGAUAUUUACAUCUUCACACCGUCUUUACCGUUACCAGACAAUGACAGCCAUGCAAGCGAGACCAUUUUAGUGAGCAAAGCAGUGGAUCUUAGGAUAAAUGGAGUGACGCUUAAACCAGCAGUGGUUGGUGUGAAACUGGACAUCACAAAUUGGAUGGAAAGCUUCACAAAUGCUACCGAGAAGUCUAAUUGUAAUGAUGAGAUAUGUGGCUGCAAAAGAAAUGAUCAGAACAUUGACUGCGUGCUCCUAGACGACGGGGGAUUCUUAGUCAUGGCCAAUCAGGAUCAUUAUAUCGAUAAGAUCGGCCAGUUCUUCGGUGUGAUUGACCCCAUUCUGAUGAUCAACUUGCUGAAUGAGUCUCUGUUCUCCUUCAACAAAACCUACGACUACCAGUCGGUCUGUUACCCCGUCAAAGAAAACAGAUCAUCUGCAGGCCUCAGAUCAGUAUAUGUGCCGACCAUAGCGGAUAUACUGAAUGUGGGCUGGUGGGCCUCUGCAGCAGCCUGGUCAAUACUGCAGCAGCUGUUUGUUAGCAUAACGUUCCCUAAUUUCCUGGAAGCAGCGGAGACAGAUGAUGACGUCUUGGAGAAAGAAAGCUGCAUCACUGAACAGACUCAAUACUUCUUUGCAAACAAAGAGAGAAGCUUCAAAGGAAACAUGGAGUGUGCCAACUGCUCCAGGCAGUUCAUUGCUGAGAAGCUAUUGAAGACCAAUCUGGUGCUGAUUAUUGCAGAUGCUAAGGAGAGCUGCAAGACGUGUGAUGUAAAGCCGCUCAUCCAGGCUGAGCAGCCCUCUUCAGGUCCAGACCCCUGCGAUAUAGCCAACAACCCACGGUACCGGAAAGGUCCGACUGAGUGCUUUGACGACAAUGAAAGUGAACAGGGUGUGGACUGUGGCGGGGCGUCCGGUCUGAUUCCACCCGUUUGGCUCAUGGCCAUCUUUCAGCUGCUGCUGCUCUGGUGCCUGAGUGGACUAGGAUGCUGCCCAUCGUGACCUCAGCCUAGAGACGCCCCCCCCCUUGAUGACGCCAAAAUCCUUGACCGAAUCCUGCCACACAAGUUUUUUUAUUCGAAUCCUGGGCACCAACGUGCCUGGUUACGACGAGGAAGCCUUCGACCCAGGAAGCAAAGACUGAUGAAGUGUUCGCUCAUUGCCUAGAAGUCACGGUGGGUCAGCAGAUGACAAAUGAGCUACGACCUUCGACCUUUGACCUCUGAGGCCAGUCUCGGCCCACGUGGGCAACAGGGUGGACAGCCUUACCUUUACCCCAGCAAAACAGAGACCCUCUACCCGCAUCCACCUACACCAGUCAUGACUGAUAUCAUCACUGCCAAAUACACUGCUCUCUCCUCUGCCUGUCUGUUUUGUCAAUUUUAUAACAUCUGUUCCUUUUCUUUGGUUUUCUUGAGCAUCUCAUAGAGGCUAGUUGCUCAGUAUUAUUAAUGUUAAUGUUUUGUCUUCAUGGGCCCAUGUUUUUUAAAUUUUGGCCAUCUGGUUGGACCGUAGAGUAAACUGGGUCCAUGUCCAUUUCAGAAAAGUUGCUGAAAAAAGUGGUCGAAACACUGAGGUCCCAAAAUAGACCUUUGAGGAAGUGCCAUCAUUUUGCAGUUUGCCAUUAGCAUCUGGACAAGCCCCGGGUCUGAACUGUUUUUGUCUGUUUAGAAAAAUAAAUGACAUUUCUUGGAAAAUCCCUGUGAUGCUCUAUGGUUAGCCGAAGAGUCCAAAGCCUAUACAUUUAAUCCUUCAUAGAUUUUCACCCCCAAAUUUCACUGUGUAAUUUGAAUUAUGUGGUUGUCAAAGUUUCUGUAUAAUUAAGUGAAAAUGAUUCAAAGUAGUUUGAUGUGAAAUGGUACAUUGUAGAGAAACUUGCCAGUUUAGGUUUCUUUACAAUGGUGGCGAUAAGAAAUGGGUAAUGAUGAUAACAGAAUAAAUAUAACCGUUUAAUUUAUUAUACAAAAUCAGUGAAUCUAUAAACUCUCAGAAAAAAGGUAUGAAACUAACCGGGGCAGUACCCCUCUUGUCACUGGGGUGGAACCCUCAGUACCUUUUGUCAGGGAACAUAAUAUGGUACAUCAUAUGUACCAUAAUCCUUUGAAAUUAUAUUGUCGUGUAUUAUAAGUUGUAUUGACUCCACACACCCCCUCUCGUCUCUUUUUAAAUGAUCAGGUUUUGAAAAGGUACAAAUAUGUACAUUUCACCUGGAAAACUUAUUUAAGGUUCACAAUUGGACUUUAAAACCGCUGCUGUACCUUUGAGGGCAUAUUUACAUUGUUUGUACCUUGAUGAAUGAAAAAUGUACCUGCCCAGAACCUUUAUUUCUAACAGUGUACGUGUCUCCUAGAUUUUUAUAUGUUGAGAAUAGAAAAAUGGAGGCAACACUGAAUAGAAAAAGAAGGCUAAAAUAUUAAACUCACCAGACGUCUGGUUCCUAUCACCACCACUGUGAACAAUUCUGGCUGUACGUUUCUCUAGAAUGGAGGAUUUCACACCAAACCACUCUGAAUGACUUUGUUUACAUAUUAAUUAUAUAAUUAUGCAAUUGGAAGAAUUCCCCUUUAAGUAGUCUGCAUAUAUGUGCAAACAUUCCUGUGUGUUUAAUAAAACUGGCAGCCAAAAAUACCAUGAAACCCAAACCAGCAAGCUUCAUCAAGUGUAGUAGUUCUGUGUCUUUGUCAGUAACAGGCUACAGUUUGAGUAGCUGGUGUUGUUAUAUAAUAGUGCUGAUUUUAGCCUGGCUUUGAUGUAACUUGGUGAUGUCAGUUCAAUGCACAAGAGUUUGUUAACUUGCUUUUAGCAUAUAUGACCUUAAUAACCUCACAAUUCAGAGGACUCAGUGACAUGCGGGGGAAUAUGUACGCAGGACAAAAAGUGUCACGUUUGUGACUUUUUUGUUUGUCACAGCAGCUGUUUUCAAAAAAGCUGUUCAUUUAUCCCCAUAGGGAAAAAUGGUUAAGACCCAGAGUCCUUAUUUGGACGUCACUGACUGCAAAAUGACACAUGACCUCAGGGGUGUAUUCCCUAGUGAUGUCCACCUCAGUGCCUGUGGAUUCUCCUGUUUUUAACCAGUAGCUUAUUGCUAUGUCCUCCAUCACUCUAGUCAUGGCUGUUCUGUAGGCCCUCUACUCCACGGCCCUGGAACAGUUUACAUCCACCCACUGUGCAUUAAUAAGUGCACCUGCCAAAAAAUAGCUCCCCGUCCGCCCCCUCUAUGUGUGGGCUUGCCAUGUAGUUGGUCCACUUUUUAUCUUGUCCAAACGGCGGCUUAUUGGCUCCAAAUUAAAAGCUUGAGGGGUUUAACUGUGUACGGCAGGAAUAGCUACACUUAUUUUUAAUUAAUGAGGAAGGGUGUUGUUGCAUGUGAGUGAGUUUAGCUAUGUUUAUUUAAGCAAAAAAAAGUGGAAAAUGGCUCUCACUGAAGAGUUUUUGUGCUUGCUACUGUAUCUUUAUAUGUGAUACUCAUUUUGAUCAGAAGAGGUUUUUUUAGAUUAUCAUUAAUAUGUUUAUCCUUUCCAAACUUGUUGAAUCCAUCAAAAGCAUUGUUUAUUAAUUUGGCAGGAAGCUAUUUUAGUAAUGUUAAAACUGCUCUUCCAAGGUGUAUUUUCUGUUUCUUUUGUUAAUUUAUCCCUGUCUUUUGGGUUCAAGAUGUCUUCUGAUCUGAACUGUUCUGUCUUUGCUGUGUGCCUUGAUGUGUUCACACCUUUUGAAAUGGUGGAAAGGUAUUUCUGAGAGGCGCUGGUUUCAUUGUUUACUAAUAGAGUUGCAUAAUGUUAUGCAAUGGAGCCCAGCCCUGGAAAUCUACUGCGCUGUUUAGUGUUUUGCACCAUCCCUAACCCAACACACCUGCCUCUAAUAUUCACGUGCUUAGAAGACCUUGGUUAAGUGUGCUAAAGUACGCUCCCUUACGUUAUGAAUUCUUUAAGAAAAAUGCCUGAUAGGUCAUAAAAGCUACUUCAGAUUCUUUAAAGCAUACACACUCUGAUGUAUGUAAAACAGAGGACAUUGCAUAGAAUCACCAGUAGCAAACAUGGCUAGUUUAUAAUACAUGAAAAUAUUACACCUUUAUUUUAAGUAACAUAAUGAGACGAGUUGUUUUCUAUGUAAUUACUGUGCAAUGUAACCACCUUCUAGUAAUUUCAGUGGAGGCAGGUUACAGUAUGUAGUCUGACCAUUGGGAUUCUGACUUAGUACUAAAUCUAAAGAUUCUGGCUGGAAAACUGCCAACCUUUAAGAGAUCUUACGGUGAGAAUAGUAAUGCAUAGUAAUUACUAGGUUUAAAAGCAUGCAUCAUUUCCACAUGAAUACAGUAUAGUACAUCAUCACAAGUAGGUACACUGAAAGACAGAACUGUGUUGAUGUAUUUUAUCUAUAUAUUUAUGUGGAAGUGAUGUACACAUUUGAACUCACUAUGUCCAUCGCUUUACUUUUUUUCAAUGAAAUUAGAUCUGUGUGCCUCGAAGAACAUAGGACCAAACUCUGGAAUCCAUGAGGUAAUCCCAAACAACAGGAGUAAAACCAUAAACAAAGGCAGUUUAACAAGAUUACUGUUUAUUGUGUGCAUGUUUCUAGAGAACGAUUAAAAAUGACAAUCUGUAGCAAGUCACUGGAUAAUUCACAAUUCAGUUGUUGCUUUUUUCUUUGGGUUUGUGUUUUUCAACAGGGAAGGGAAGCACUAAAUGCCCAGCUGUUGUAUUUUAUACUUUAUGUAAUAGUACUUUGAUUGGAAUAUAUGCAGUCUGAGCUGAGACGCCUGCGUCAUGUGGAUAUUCGGGGGUGUUCUUGGCAAAAUGUUCUAUUUGCAUCAUUGUCAGACCUGAUUUCGGCCUCUUAAUUGGCCGUGAUAAAAGUUUGGGUUGGCAACAUUGAUUGCCUUGAUUAAUUUGGUUAGAAGGUCACUGAUGAUGCUCAUGGAAUUCAGCAGAAACAGGCCUUAAAAUUCUUUUGGUAGCGUCAGGGGCUUUUGAUGCACCAUUUCCUGUGGUCACUGGAAGAUGUGUCGUUAAUGUGGCGUGCACACGAUUGAGCAAUGCGGUGUUGCCAUCAAUGACUGCACUGUAAUUAGGCAUGCCUUUUUGAGUCAUGCUGCGUAAAUCCAAGUUUUCCAUUCUCCUGUGUUAUCUGUUAUCUCCUGAGAGUUAUGGCGAGAUAAGCUUGAUUACAAGAGUGCUUAGAAUUAUUCAGUACUUUGUUAGAAAUAAAAUAACAGGGUGCCAAAAAAAGGGAAAUGUGGGAAAUUGUAGUAAAAGAACAGAACAUCUGUUGACUCAAAAUUUUUAUAAUAGACGUGUAUUCGAUCCUAAGUGUCAAUGGAUAUUCUGCUCUUUUCUAAAUACAGGGAAGAAUUAUUGUCUAUAGUAAAUCAGCCGUGCAACACAGUGAGAUUAGGUUAAAAAAAUGCUGGAGAGUUCCAUUAAAGAACCACCUGAUGAAAGGUUCUUUAAGGAACAGAAGAUACUUCUCCAAAAACUGUUCUGGCACCUUUAAUGAUAUUUGUAUGAUUAUUGUUUUUAUUUUUUAUUAUUCCAAUCAUCUGCCAGACUAUGAUUAUACAGAAUCAUUGCAUCAGACAAUACAACUCAAACCAGCCCUCAUACCAUAUCGGUGACUGUGUAACAGUUAAAUUAAGAUUCAAAAAUCGAGAUUCCAUAUAAAUUUGUUUCAUCAAUGUUAUGUGUCAAGAUCAUACUAUAAUAAAGCAUCGACUCUUCAGGUCCUAUAUCUACUGGAGAUCAAUAAUAGUAAGUGCCAUAUAACUCUCUGUCUCUUUGUCUAACUCUGUCUUUCUCUUGCUCUCUUUCUCUCUUUAAAACAAGGAAACCUUUAUGAACAUGUGAUGACAGUAAAACCUUUAAAUGCAAAGCUCUUCAAACUUCAGACCUUUUUGAUAUGCUCUUGCUGGUCUGCAUGUAAUUGUGAUGGCAGGGAGAAUACUGUGUGUGUUUGUGUGCUCGUGCACGCUUUUACCAUGGUGUGCAAAUGCGAUUUUGAGAUGUUUACUGCUGUUGGUGUUCGACAAUGUUAAAUCACUUGGGUCUCAAUUUCACUGCCUUUCUCUUGGGGAGACAGCAUUUGGUUAGGACCCUUCCAUAGACAAAUUCAUCAGUGUGGAGGCCAAGAUUUUUCUGAACAGGAAUGGUCCACAAAACUUGUAGAAUCAAACAUCCAGUACCCUAGCAGCAAAUCUAGUAAUACAGGAAUGGGCCACCAAGCUUGUAUUCCACUCAGCUAGUAACCCAGGAACAGUCAACCAAGCUUGUACGUUCAAACAUCUAGUACGCUAAGAGAGGUCCACCAAGCUUUCAGGUUCAGACAGCUAUUAACUUAGAAACAGUCCACCAAGCUUUCAGGUUCAGACAGCUAUUAACUUAGAAACAGUCCACCAAGCUUUCAGGUUCAGACAGCUAUUAACUUAGAAACAAUCCAACAAUCUAGUAACCUAGGAGCAGUCGACCUAGCUUGUCCGGUCAAACAUCUAGUAAUGUAGAACCAUCCACUAAGCAUCUGCUGAUGGAGGAACAGUCCAUCAAGCUUGUAGGUUUAAACAUAUAGUAAUGGAGGAUCAGGCUACCAAUCUUGAAGGUUCAGACAUCUAGUAACAGAAGAACAGUCCACCAUACAGUUUCAAACACAAAGUACGCUAGGAACAGUCCACCAACCUCAUAGAUUGAAACAUCGUGAAAGCUAGGCACAGUCCACAAACAUUGUGUGGUCAAACAUCUAGUAAGUCCACCAACCUUGUUGGUUCAAUCAUCUAGUGAUGUAGGAACAGUCCACCAAGCUUGUGAAGUCUGUUAACCUGGGAACAGUCCACCAAGCUUGUCUGGUCAAACAUGUAGUAACGUAGAAAGAGUCCACCAAGCUUGUGAAGUCUGUUAACUUGUGAACAGUCUGCCGAGCUUGUAGGUUAAAACAUAUAGUAAUGUAGGAACAGUCAAUCAGUCUAGUAACCUAGGAACAGUCCACCAAGCUUGUGGAGUCAAACAUCUAGAAACCUUGGAAUAGUUCACAAAGUGUGUGUGUUCAAAUGUCAGCUGCCAUAUCUGAUGAGAUCUGUAGACAAUAAAGAAUUGGGUACAGGGUAUAAUGUCUUGACUAAAAUGCUUUAAGAGACAUUUAGAUGGCCCUGAAAUGCUGCUUAAAAUUAGGGAAGGAGAAAGACCAAAUUCACCACUGCUUUCCAAAUGAAAGCAGAGGGAUUUUACCCUUUUGAUGCAAUUGUUUGCAAAAGUGCCGCAAUCACAUGCUGUCACCUCAGGAACAGAACAAUUGCAAAAUGUUACUGAACGUGUUUUGAUGCUGACGGCAUUGGUGCUCUUUCUCUGGGUUUUGCUUUUCCUGGACUUCUCUCUAAAGAUUCUCUAAAUCUAUUUUUAGUGGAAUGUUCCACUCUGCUUCCAUCCUUCAGAAGGCUGUUGACUGGCAUCUUUGCCAAUAGUUGCUGAAUGCUGAUUGCCCUUAAAACAGAACAUUAUCCAGUCUGUCCAUCAACCUGUCUUGACCAGCCUCCACAGGCUAGGUGAUCGCUGGGCUUCUCGUCCGUCUCUGUGCUGUAAUACAUUUAUCUUUAAUUUAUUCAUUUUUGGUUUGCCUGAAUCAAAUGGUGUGUACAUUUGUAUGAUAAUGUUAUACAAAAAAAGAACUAUUUAUAAUCCCAGAAUUGUGUCAAUUCAUGUGCAAAUACUAGUAUAUUCCAAAUAAAAAGGUUUAUCAUUAUUA